AUUCCAAAAACAAAAAAUAACCGAUCUGGAAAAACUCGAAUGAAUAAAAUCGCGGAUGAAGAAUUCCGGUGACGGAGACAGAUGUUGAUGCCCUAGCGCAGUCCGACGAGGGAGAAACAACGAAGAACAGACAUGGAGAUCUCCGGCAGCGCAACACAGCUUAUAGAACCAUGCAUGAAGUGGUUGGUUUCACGGGCUACGUGAGAGAGAUAGAAUGCAAGAGAGUGUAUGAUGAUCCACUAUUUACCGAGACGAAGGGCGGCGGCGGCGGGAGGCGGCGGGUCUACGUCCCGGGGCCGAUCAUCGUCGGGGCCGGACCGGCGGGGCUGGCGGCGGCGGCGUGCCUGAAGGCGAGAGGCGUGCCGAGCGUGGUGCUGGAGAGGUGCAACUGCAUCGCCUCGCUGUGGCAGCUGAGGACGUACGACCGCCUCCGCCUCCACCUCCCGCGCCAGUUCUGUGAGCUCCCGAUGAUGCCCUUCCCCGCCUCGUACCCGACGUACCCGUCGAAGCGGCUCUUCGUCGAGUACCUCGAGCUGUACGCGGAGCGGUUCGGCGUCCGUCCGGUCUUCAACCGGACCGUGGUGUCCGCGGAGCGGGACGACGAGGGGGGGUUCUGGAGGGUGAAGGUGGAGGCGGGGGAGGAGUACGUGAGCCGGUGGGUGGUGGUGGCGACGGGGGAGAAUGCGGAGGCGGUGGCACCGAGGGUGGAGGGGGCGGAGGAGUUCCGGGGGGAGAUGAUACACACGAGUAGAUACAAGAGUGGGGAGAUGUAUAGGGGGAAGAAGGUAUUGGUGGUAGGGUGUGGGAACUCAGGAAUGGAAGUCUGUUUGGAUCUCUCCCAAUUUAAUGCCUUUCCUUCUCUUGUGGUUAGAGACAAAGUGCAUGUCCUACCACAAGAGAUGUUGGGAAAGUCAACUUUCGAGCUUGCCAUGUGGUUACUCAAGUGGUUCCCCACGCGCCUUGUUGACCGCUUUCUUUUAGCCGCUUCGCGCCUCCUACUUGGAGACACGUCACGGUUCGGCCUUAACCGCCCCAAGACGGGACCGUUGGAGUUGAAGAAUGUCUCUGGGAAGACGCCCGUCCUAGACAUCGGGACAUUGUCCAAAAUCAAAAGCGGAGACAUCAAGGUGUGUCCGGGGAUAAGGAGAGUAAAGCGGCACACCGUGGAGUUUGUGAACGGUAAAGAGGAAGCUUUUGACGCUAUCAUCUUUGCCACUGGUUACAAAAGCAACGUCUCCUCUUGGCUUAAGGAAAAGGAGACGUUUUCGGAGAAAGAGGGGCUGCUGAGGAAGCCAUUUCCGAAUGGGUGGAAGGGAGAGAGCACGGGGCUAUACACGGUGGGGUUUACGAAACGUGGAUUGUUGGGUGCUGCCAUGGAUGCUCAAAGUAUUGCCCAAGACAUUUCAAAAUUAUAUCAUACAUAUACAUGCAAUGGCCUUGGAUAAGUCUUAAGUUACACUUGGGACGGGUACUUAUUUGGAGACGCGGGAAACACGAAUGAACUCUUCCAGCUUUUAUGAUCGAGAUUUGGGUGUUGGGAGAUGUCCCCUGAUGGAUAUGCACACGAGGACGUUUCGAAGAUGAGAAGCAACACUUAUUUGAAGAAUUCCUGCAACACAGAGACCUGAUAUGCAAGCAUGCCCCCAAUUCACUCUUUGAUUUAAUAUUCCCACCAUUCACAUUUACUUGACUAUUAUCACUUUAAGUGAAACAUAAAAAGUCAAAUGAAUAUAUGAAUGUAAACAUG
Molecule: messenger RNA, 1747 nt
Organism: Cuscuta campestris
Lineage: Eukaryota; Viridiplantae; Streptophyta; Magnoliopsida; Solanales; Convolvulaceae
Source: the annotation of a GenBank genome assembly